Messenger RNA from Gongylonema pulchrum, 512 nucleotides. The record is from the annotation of a GenBank genome assembly. Lineage: Eukaryota; Metazoa; Nematoda; Chromadorea; Rhabditida; Gongylonematidae.
AUGAGCGCAAUUUUACAGGACAUUGACAUUGAUGUGGUGGCCGUGCUGAAUGAUACUGUUGGUACAUUGAUGGCAUGCGCAUUCAAAGAGAACACCUGCCAAAUAGGGGUGAUCGUUGGAACUGGAAGCAAUGCGUGCUACAUGGAAAAGAUCGACGUUUGCGAAAAGCUAAAGGAUCUGCAUCUGGAAAAAGACGGACUGCCAGAUGAGAUGAUCAUCAACACGGAGUGGGGAGCAUUCGGCGAUGAUGGGGCACUGGAAUUUGUUCGAACCCAGUUCGAUCGUGAAGUGGAUGAGCAAACGAUCAAUCCCGGCAGACAACUAUUCGAGAAGAUGAUCUCGGGAAUGUACAUGGGCGAGCUGGUGCGCGUAAUCCUGGCUCAUUUAGCUCGUCUGAACCUGCUCUUCAACGGCAACUACGAGGCAAUCUCGAAGCCACACUCCUUCCCGACCAAAUAUGUCUCGGAAGUCGAAAAGUGCGUUCAGUAUUUGUUUGUUAUUAAAUACUAAGA